AUGGGGCUGCACCGCAAGAGUGAUGGGAUGGGGGACUUGCAGUGCCCAAGCAUGGACCCGUUCACGCUGCUGGGAGUGGGGUUCGAGGCAGCGACCUUGACCCUCAAGGCUGUGCAGGUGUUGCAGAAAUCGAAGAGCAAAAGCGGGCGCCAGCAGGUGGCGGAGGUGGCGCAGGCGGUGCGCAACCCGGCGUGCCUGCUGGCGGCAGUCAGGCGCGGCGAUGCGGAGCUGGUGGAGAUGCUGCUCGAGAUGGGGGCAGACCGCAACAUCGACGCCGGCCACAAGCUGCGCUUCAGGAACGAAGAUGUGGUGGGUGUGACGCCGCUGAUGGUGGCGGCGGGCAUGGACAACGUCUCGAUGGUGCACGUGCUGCUGCACCACGGCGCAGACAUUGACGCAGCGGCCCGCAAGCGGAGCGGCACCCGCUGCACCGCGCUGGUCUUUGCCGCCAUCUGCGGCAAGUACCGCGCGGCGCGGCUGCUGCUGCAAGAGGGCGAUACCGCCGGGGGCGGCCUCGACGACCUGGGAGUGACGCUGCUGAUGGCGGUAGUGGGCAAUGGCGACGAGCAGAUGGCGGAGCUGCUGGCGGAGUACGGCGCGGAUGUGGAUGAGGAGGGCACGUAUGGCUGGACGGCCCUGCAUUACGCCGCGUUUGAAGGCAGGGGCGCGAUUGCCGUCAAGCUGCUGAGGGUGGGGGCGGAUGCUGGCGUGGAGACGUCUCGGCGUCGCAACAGGCGCGGCACUGUGGUGUGGCCAGGCCGCACUGCCUUUGAUGUUGCCUGGGGCCGGGGCAACACCCGCCUUGCGGCCAUGAUCAGGUCCUGCUAG
Molecule: messenger RNA, 828 nt
Organism: Chlorella variabilis
Lineage: Eukaryota; Viridiplantae; Chlorophyta; Trebouxiophyceae; Chlorellales; Chlorellaceae
Exons: 2
Coding region: 1-828 (275 amino acids)
Molecular function (GO): protein binding
Source: RefSeq, a predicted model, not a curated record